CCAUCCACAGAAAGAAGAGGAGGACUUGCCUAAGAGCUUACUGAGUGACUGAGGGGAAAAAAAAGAGGCCAAAUUAAAGCCACUAAUACUCAGGGGCCACAGUUAUAAAGAAGAAAUGGGUGAAAGACUAGAGGACUUGAUUUUCCCGACCUACUGAAGCUUUACCUAGCUGCUUCAGGAUGGCUGAGCUCAUCAAGACGCUGCUGAGCUUCUCGGAGCGCGCUGGCGAGAUCGCCCGAGCCAUACGCCAGGAGCCCAAGCUGUUCGCCCUGCUGGUGGAGGAGAAGGGAGAAGGUGAGAAGAAUCAGCGGUUUGCCCACGACUUCAAGACCUUGGCGGAUGUGUUGAUCCAGGAGGCGCUGAGACACCAUGUGGCCAGGACAAUUCCAAGCCUGGCAGAGUGGGUACAGGGAGAGGAGAGUGCUGAGUUCACCAACACCCUCGGGGAGAAGAUUACUGUCAGGAUCUGUGACACCCAGAAUGGCACGGCAACCUUACUUGCUAAGGUGCUGGAUGGCAACAAGGAGGCAGCUGAGAUCUUGGCGGCUCUGGCCCACCAGGACAUCACCUUCACCCCAGAUCCUCACCUGAUUGAGAAAGUACCUGACCUGCCCAUUGACAGCCUUGGGAUAUGGAUUGACCCUGUCGACUCAACAGGGGAGUACGUGAGGGGCCGGCCCGGGGAGGCGGUGGGCAGCAUCCACCAGCAGGGGCUUCAGUGCGUCACGGUGCUCAUUGGCCUCUAUGACCGCCACUCUGGCCUGCCCAUUGGUGGCAUCAUCAACCAACCCUUCGCUGCCUUCACUGAAAACAAAAAGAGGUGGGAGGGAAAGGUGUACUGGGGAGUGAAUUAUAAGGGAGUCAGUGUUCACAACCUUCCUGCAAUGCCUGUAGAGUCUGCAGGAAGCUCUCCUCCAGUGGUGGUGUUGUCCUCCAGUGAAGACCCAGCCCUGCACACACGUCUGUCCCGCCACUUCUCUGUGCUGAACGCCACCGGGGCCGGCUACAAGCAGCUUGUUGUGGCUCUGGGCCUGGCUGCUGCAUGUCUCUCCUCAAAGGACUCAACUUUCCGCUGGGACACGGCUGCCCCACAUGGCCUGCUGAGAGCAGCAGGCGGAGGUGUGGUGGUGUACCGUCGCCUUACCAGCAGUGCAUCAGCUAAGGAUAUUGCAGCUGAGACCCUUGAAGAACUUCAGAUCCUCUACCACAAACCAAAUGCAAAUCCAGCCCAGCUCAGCCUCCAGUGGUGUAAUGAGGGCGGUCUGGUGGCUUACCGCGACCCAAAGGUGUUGGCUAACAUUCUGGAGUGUGUGGGUGAGUGACCUGUUCACUCCUUCCCAUUCUUUGCCAUUCAAAUAGCCACAUGUUUACAGUGGGAACAAAGAGAACUGAAAGGCAGAGAGCAUUGACAGUAAAAGAGACAAGUAACACAUCAGUGAAAGAAGACUGAUGAAGCUGCUUGAACAUCUAAAUGGAAUAUAGUGGAUUGCCAUGAUCCUGAAGUAUGGUGGCUGAAAUGAAAGCCACCAUUAGAGGAACAGGGCAUAAACAUACAAUUGUGUAUGGAGCCUUUUAAAACAAGUAGAGAUUUUCUCCCUCCUCUCUGCUACCUUUUUUUUUUCCCUUCUUUUACUUUGUCACAUAAUUUAUGCUCCCCUUGUCCUUCUUUGUCUCCCAACUAUUGGUGCGUAGGGUUGAAUCUCUGUUUUUAAGUAUACAUGCAUCAUGUUGAGUACAAGAAAAGUCCAAAUAUAGUUAAGAAAAAACGUGUUCAUUAUCUGUAUGUGCUGUUAUACAAAUGAUAAAUAUUUGUUAUGUUUUCAAUGUAAAAAUGAAUCUUCAUCCUUUAAUUUUAUAUUAUUUAACUUCAUAAUUUACUAUUUAUUUAUAUAAACUCACCAAGGAUUAGCUGGAUUCCAGUUAUCUCUACCUCCCAACAAUCCGGCUCAUUAUUCUCCCUGACAAUACCAGCUGGUGUUUUCCUCCUGUCUACCCUCUCCUCCAUCACUCAGUAACUCUACUAGACAAAUUUGAUUGAAAAGAAGAAAGGAAGAAUACUGUUUACUCACUAUACAUGAAUCUGAAUAUGUAUUCUCUUAUUGUUAGAUACGUUUCUGAAGUGAAUAGAAAUCCUGAAAAAAAUAUGUGAAAAUCUUAAUUUCAGGAUUAUAUUAUCAUUGUAUGGAGUCAUCUGAUUACACUGCAAUGGCAGACUGAAAUACUCUGUUAAUGUUACCCAUGUAUGGUUUUGAUGUAUGGUGUUUAAACCUUGUUAAGGUGGGACAGUACAACGUAGAAAAUUUAAUCCCUAGAUCAUUGUGUCAUUAUGAACUAUUUUUUCAUUGUGUGUACAUGGAUAGUAUGCACUUCCAGUCACAUAAUUCAAACUUACAUCACUCACCUGGUGUCUUGAUUCAACAAAUGCAAUAGACUAGAUUUUUAAUGUAGGCAUGUUGAGAUCCUGCCCCCCACCAUGUUAACCUACUGUGACAAAUGGCAGUACCCAGACAGCCUUAUUAUUUGUGUUGAGUUUGCUUAAUUAACACAGCGAUUCCAUCACACCAUUCCGAUAGCUACACUGCUUCGAAAGCUCAGUGGUUAAAGCUCUAUGCUGCCAGGCUUCGCAGCCUGGCAAGCAGAAGUUUGAGCACUGCUCAGGCCGGGAUUUUUCCGUGGUUACUGUCCCUCCUUGAGCAAGGGGGAUGGGGUGUGUGGUGUGUGAAGGUCCCUGCAGUACCCAGAGAUUGACUAUAAUGAGCCUUGCUCUAAUCGAGAGGAUACUUGCUCGUGAUUAGGCUGUGGUGGUGGUGAAUUACACCACCACCAACAUCCACCACAAGGCUCUCAUGAGCACAUGCAAGAACCACUGUAGUUUGUCCUGUCAUUGCUAUCACUUCAGAUAACUUAUACUGAUAUUGGCAAGCUAGCUAGGUGAUAGCAUAUACCUUUAAGUGCCACAUGCUUCUAUAACAGCCCUAAUACCACUACUUUUACACAUUAAUGAUGAUAAUACUAGUUUUAUGUUAGGUGUGUGUUUUUAAGUGUUCAGGAAAAUCUCAUUCUCACCAUGUAAUUUUCUCAGUGAUAUUUCAAAAAGAGUUACCUGUUUUUAGCAUAAUGAUGUCAUAGUCUCUUGAAUCUGUCCCUGGCUUUAGUGCAUAUCUUAGGCUCUUGCCAGGGCAGCACACCUUUCUUUAAUCCCACACCAAUGGAUUAGUGAGCGAUACUCUGUCUGUCUCUCUCUGUGUAUGACGCUGUCUCUCUAGCUGUCUCUAUGAUUGAGAAAACAUCUUUUGAAGGACACACAGGGCAACUGCAACUGAUGAAUCUAUUAACCAGAGAAAUUCAAGCGAUCUUUUCUGUAUUAUUGUUACCAGAGUUGAAACAUAUGAGACAGUAGCAGUUUGGUGUGCAUGCGUGCAUUCAUAUGUGUGUGUUUGUGUGUGUGUGUGUGUGUGUGUGUGUGUGUGUGUGGGUGAGAGAGAGAGAUUAGAGAAA
Messenger RNA from Eriocheir sinensis (Chinese mitten crab), 3498 nucleotides. It is a transcript of the gene Ipp, whose product is annotated as inositol polyphosphate 1-phosphatase-like. The transcript is spliced from 8 exons. Gene Ontology annotation, molecular function: inositol-1,4-bisphosphate 1-phosphatase activity. The record is from RefSeq and is a predicted model, not a curated record. Lineage: Eukaryota; Metazoa; Arthropoda; Malacostraca; Decapoda; Varunidae. The coding region runs from base 180 to 1322 and encodes 380 amino acids.